Molecule: messenger RNA, 1104 nt
Organism: Cladophialophora yegresii CBS 114405
Lineage: Eukaryota; Fungi; Ascomycota; Eurotiomycetes; Chaetothyriales; Herpotrichiellaceae
Exons: 1
Coding region: 1-1104 (367 amino acids)
Source: RefSeq, a predicted model, not a curated record
AUGGCAGAUCAGUCCAUCCCACCUGACCCCUCCAACGCCUCCCACCACUCGCAAUACCGCCUGCGCGUAACGGCUGGUCCGUCAUAUAAUCCAUCAACACACAAAACCGUCCCCGUAAACGCCUCGAAGACUCUCACGUUCGAAACUCCCUCCAUCAUCCUCUCGCUGUGCGUGCGCAUACGCCAUUUCACAGGCUACCCAUCCGACUCCCCAGUCACUGCGGAGAAGUACUUCACCUCUGACCCGCAUAAGUACGACCAGUACAGUAUAUCCUUCAGCUUCAUCCCGAAGACAGAUAUUCCGGGCGAAGAUCUGGUGUUUGGGAACGACUUUGACCGACCUCUGCGAGACAGACUGCCGCCAGGGGCGAACCACGCGCUGAGGAUUGUGAAAUGGUGGAUUGACCCUGGGCUUGAUGGCGACAUGUACGCCGACAAACCGUACCUGUAUGGCCCGGCGCUGAGCAGCUGGAAUAUCCUACGGAUAGGCGAUCAGGUUAUACCCAAAGACCAAUUACAGUCAUCAAGUGGGGAGGAGCAUAGCCACGACGACAAACACGAAUGGAAGGCGCCUCAUGCCUCGGCCGAGGAGUUUCACGACGCCAUUGUCGAGGAAGGAUGUGAAGGGUCGGGCUGCGAGUUGCGGUCCUCGUUAUCCAUCCCUGCCGAUAGCGCUGCGCGGAAAAAGCACUUCCUUACGGCCUCGAACCUCAGCACCUUCACCUUCGAAGCCGGUCGCCUGUAUCAGGCUGACUUUGGCAAUGGGUACCUCGACUUCAAUGAUUUCUCCCUCAAGUUACCUGGCUUUAGUCUGAAUGUGGUUGGGUACAUCGACUCGAAGACACAUGAACUGCGUUAUACAUUGAAGAAUAGACGGACCGGGGAAGUCUACGCCGUCGUGGUCUUCACGUUGUUGUUUGGAGAAGAGCUGGCACAAGCGGAACGAGAGCAUGGUGGAGCCAACGUCGAGGACAAGGCCGAGGAGCACGGUGCAGCGAAUACAGAGCAUGCCGCAGCCAAGGAUGGUCCAGGGACCAUAGAUCCGGCCAAAGACAAGAAAGAUGCCGAUGAAGCCGUGCCAGAGGAUGAAGAUGACAUAGACUGA